Strongyloides ratti is the source of this 240-nucleotide messenger RNA. RefSeq lists its product as hypothetical. Lineage: Eukaryota; Metazoa; Nematoda; Chromadorea; Rhabditida; Strongyloididae. The transcript has a single exon. Bases 1 to 240 code for a protein of 79 amino acids. The record is from RefSeq and is a predicted model, not a curated record.
AUGAAAUUAUUUAUAUUUUCAAUUACUGGAACUAUUCUUUUAACAUUUAUUUUAUUAUCCAUUUUUCAAAUAACUACGACAUCACCAAUAAAUGACUAUUUAAAAGCUGAUUUUGAAGAAGAUCAACUAUUUAUUCUUCGAAAACCAAUACCAGGAAAAGUAAAGUCAAAGAAAACUAUUAUUAAAAGUACAACUAAAAAAGUGCCUACAAAAAAUGUUGCAAAACAAGGAAAACAUUAA